AUGGGCGGACAAAAAAAUCUGUACCUCUUCAGAUACAAAGGAAAAAACAAUGCUGCAUUAACUGCUGAUGCUCGAGCACGAGAAGAAAACAGAUCCGGGACAGCGCCUAAAACCCUAAACCUGUUUCUAGUGGACUCCGAGAAACGCACCAUUUCCUUGGAACAGUUCACGCAGGGCAUUUUGUAUGCAGACUUCAUCGAGAACAUGAUAAAGAGGAACAACCCGGCUGAAAUGAACAUCCUGGAUGUGUAUGCAGAUAGAGUCGGUGAACUCCUCUGUAUCAUGCAUGAGAAGAACAGCAUUCAUGGUAAUCUAAGUACCAGGAAUGUGUUGCUGGUUGAAAAAGUUGCUGCCAACACCCAAAGCAGCAGAAAAUGGCUGAACCACGCCAACAUUGACUUGGUGAUCUCCGAUUUUGGUAACAGCUGUGCUAACGCUAGCCCUGAAGCUAAGGGACAGGAUUUAUUCAUCCUCGAGAUAUCCAUUAGUGAGCUACACAUUAAUCAUCCAGAUCUGUUCGGUAAAAUAUUUGAAUCGUACAAGAGUCACAGCAGGAACAACAUAACUGAAAUUGUCAGCAAAUAUGAAGAGAUAAAAAUGACUCUUAUGUAA
Pararge aegeria (speckled wood butterfly) is the source of this 612-nucleotide messenger RNA. Its product is annotated as EKC/KEOPS complex subunit Tp53rk-like. The record is from RefSeq and is a predicted model, not a curated record. The transcript has a single exon. Gene Ontology annotation, molecular function: protein serine/threonine kinase activity. NCBI's taxonomy places the organism in Eukaryota, Metazoa, Arthropoda, Insecta, Lepidoptera, Nymphalidae. Gene Ontology annotation, biological process: protein phosphorylation. Gene Ontology annotation, cellular component: EKC/KEOPS complex; cytosol; nucleus. Bases 1 to 612 code for a protein of 203 amino acids.